Camponotus floridanus (Florida carpenter ant) is the source of this 1239-nucleotide messenger RNA. RefSeq names its product odorant receptor 22c-like. Gene Ontology annotation, biological process: detection of chemical stimulus involved in sensory perception of smell; sensory perception of smell. Gene Ontology annotation, cellular component: plasma membrane. Gene Ontology annotation, molecular function: odorant binding; olfactory receptor activity. The transcript is spliced from 10 exons. The record is from RefSeq and is a predicted model, not a curated record. Lineage: Eukaryota; Metazoa; Arthropoda; Insecta; Hymenoptera; Formicidae. The coding region runs from base 55 to 1239 and encodes 394 amino acids.
AAAUAUUUGUGUCUACAUUACAUACCAUAUAUAGGCAACUGUCAAAUAUUUAUAAUGGAUAAAAUGGAACAUCCUGAAAAGCGUUACUACAAAUGGAACCGAUUUUUCUUACUGGCCACUGGAUUAUGGCCUUAUCAGAGCGUAUGGAGCGCUCGUUUAAAUAGAGGCAUUAGUAUUGUUAUUAUAUUAUGUAUGGUAUUUGUUCAGCUAAAUAGCAUUUUCACGAUUAAUAUCACUAGAGAGUUUAUGGUGAUUGUGGUAGAAGUACUUGCAGUUACAAUAGGAAUAUUAUACCACUUGUUUGCACAUAUGAGACACAUAGAUAAAUAUAAACAAUUAUUUGACCAUAUGUGGCAAGACUGGGCUUUGCAAAAAACAAAUUAUGAGAUCAGGAUUAUGCACCAAUAUGCUAACAUCACGAAAUUAGUUACGUUCUAUUACGCGCUUCUAAUGUACGGAGUUGAGGUUACAUACUUUACAUGGCUAUUCAUGCCAGAAAUUCUCGAUGUUGUAUCGCCCUUGAAUGAAUCACGGCCGCGAAAGCAGCCUUUUGAUUAUAAUUUCUUUAUCGAUGAGGAACAAUAUUUUUACUUUAUUCGAUUCCUCAUAUUCAUCGGAUGUACUUUUGUACCAAUAAUUUUUCUCGCUACUUCUACUCUGUUUCUAGCUUUCACGCAACACGUUUGCGCAAUGUAUAAAUUAUUAGGGCAUCGCGCGGAACACUUAUUUUAUGUCAUUGGGAGUACAGCAGAAAUCGAUUUAAAUCGUAAAGCAAGAAUAAAAUGUGAAAAGAUAGCAAUUCUUGUACGGAUGCAUUACAACAUCAUACAAUUCAUUGAUGUAAUCGAAACUUGUUACACAGUACCAUUGCUAGUAGAUCUCAUAGGGUGUGUGUGUGCGUUAAGCAUCACAUUAACGCAGUUAUCAAGUAUUCUCAGCAAUAUGGAAAUAGCUAUUAGAUCUAUUGGUUUCUCUAUUGCAACAUUGUUUUAUUUAUUCGUAUAUAACUAUAUGGGACAAAGACUCACAGAUAUGAGCUCAACUCUAUGUCAGAAAUUAUACAAUUCUGCAUGGUAUGAUGCAGUUAUUUCCGAGCAAAAUUCGUUAUUGCUAAUGAUGAGACGAUGUCUCCAUCCGCUUGUUCUGACUGCUUGCAAGUUUUACGUUAUGUCUUUACAAAGUUUUGGAAUGGUACUUCAAAUGACGAUUUCCUAUUGUAUGUUUAUCAAACGAAUUUAA